Trichogramma pretiosum is the source of this 1765-nucleotide messenger RNA. RefSeq names its product probable cysteine--tRNA ligase, mitochondrial (gene CysRS-m). The coding region runs from base 160 to 1698 and encodes 512 amino acids. Gene Ontology annotation, biological process: cysteinyl-tRNA aminoacylation. The record is from RefSeq and is a predicted model, not a curated record. Gene Ontology annotation, cellular component: cytoplasm. NCBI's taxonomy places the organism in Eukaryota, Metazoa, Arthropoda, Insecta, Hymenoptera, Trichogrammatidae. The transcript has 8 exons. Gene Ontology annotation, molecular function: cysteine-tRNA ligase activity; ATP binding.
GCGCAUGCUAGGCAAUACAGCGGACGCCUCACCAAGUCACAGUCCGGCGUGCGUAAAAAGUUAACUUGGCUGUACGUACAGACAGUUGACGUUUUUCACCGGCUCCUGUCGUCGUACCUGCACUGUCAGUUGACAAUGACAAUUGGUUGCUGACUAAAAAUGGCCAAUUAUGUAUACAAACGAUUUCUUCACUCCUCUGUCAGGCGCUUAGGUAGCGAUACUAAAUUUCAAUGGAUCAGGCCAACCGGUACCGACACUAAUUUACUUGUGUAUAAUCCAGUCAAAAAAUGCAAAACUCCUCUAAUUUUACGACAUCCAAACGUUGCCACUUGGUACAUGUGCGGACCAACUGUGUACGACUCUGCUCACAUAGGCCAUGCUUGUACAUACAUGAAAUUCGACAUUAUUCGUCGAGUGAUGACGGAAUUUUUUGACAUCAAUGUUGUCGUAUGUAUGGGAAUGACUGACAUAGAUGAUAAAAUAAUUAAAAGAGCCAUUGAUACCGGAGAAAGCUGGCAAAGCAUCACUCAACGUUAUGAAAAUGAGUUUUUUUCCGACAUGGACUCUUUAAAUAUUUCUCGACCAAUGUCGUAUUGUAAAGUAAGCGUUUACAUACCUCAAAUAGUUGAUUUUAUAAAAAAAAUUGCAGACAAAGGCGGUGCUUACAUAGGAAAAGAUGGUUCCAUGUAUUUUGACACAUCCAAACACUCUAGUUAUGGGAAAUUAGAAGUUCCUCAAAUUGAAGAGACCCACCAGAACAAAAGGUCUUCAUUAGACUUUGCUUUGUGGAAGAGGUCUAAAGAGAAUGAACCAUAUUGGGAAAGUCCAUGGGGUAGAGGCAGACCAGGAUGGCACAUAGAAUGUAGUGCAAUUGCAAGUGCCAUUUUUGGAAAUAACAUUGACAUUCACAGUGGAGGCAUAGACUUGGCAUUUCCUCACCAUGAAAAUGAAGAAGCUCAAUCAUGUUGUCAUCACAAUGUUGAACAGUGGGUUAAUUAUUGGUUACAUACAGGACACUUACAUCUAGAAGGUGACACCAAAAUGUCAAAGAGUUUGCAAAACACAGUAAGCAUUGCUAAUAUGCUAAAAAGUUGUACACCAAACCAAUUUAGAAUGUUUUGUCUUCUCAGUCACUAUAGAAAUAAUGUUAUUUAUUCUAGUCAGCUAGUUAAUACUGCAUCAGAAUUAUUGAAGAAAAUUGAGUUUUUCAUUAGCAAUUGCAAUGAUUAUGUUGCUGGAAACUAUUUUGGUGGCAAUGUAGAUAGUAUCACGUUGUUAAAAAAUCUAGAACAAACUAGAAAGAAAGUUUAUGAAGCUCUAGCUGAUGAUUACAAUACUCCAAAUGCUAUGCAAGCUAUUAUAAAAUUCAUUUCUUCCACUAAUAAAAUGAUUGCAGAUGAGAAGAAAACAAAUGGUAUAAGAGACCCAGGGAGUGUAGCUGCUGCUUCUAAUUAUGUGCAGACUUUCAUUUCAAAAUUGGGAAUUAAACUUUCAUCUGAAAGGCAAAGCAGGAGUAAUUUAUCUAAUAUAUUAGAUAUUCUAAUCAAUUUCAGGCAUGAUGUACGAUUGCAAGCCAGAAAAGACAAAAAUAUGGAACUUUUACGGUCUUGUGACACUGUAAGAACAAGUUUGUCUAAUUGUGGAAUUGACGUGAGAGAUCGAGCUGAUCAAUCAACGUGGACAAUAAGAAGUAAAUAAUAAGAAAAAAAAAGUUGUUGAUAAUUGUCAAAAUUUUAAUAAAUUUAAUUUAUUUUAUAACGUUGAA